This is a messenger RNA of Suillus subalutaceus, 1566 nucleotides long. RefSeq lists its product as uncharacterized. Bases 169 to 1374 code for a protein of 401 amino acids. Lineage: Eukaryota; Fungi; Basidiomycota; Agaricomycetes; Boletales; Suillaceae. The transcript has 9 exons. The record is from RefSeq and is a predicted model, not a curated record.
GUGUCGAAAGCUGCGGUCGAAAGUUGAACGGCCAUACAAUAUAACAGCCACGCUGCAGCCUCAUUAACUCCAAGGUCGACUGAUCCGAAUCAGAAACCGGGUUGCAAUGUUAGGGCUCCGCAGUGAACGUGAGCUGUGCGAAUUCGAAACGAUCAAGAUGAACGCACGAUGCGCAGCGUGUCCGGCAUUCUAAUUAGAAAGCUUUGCAUGACCUUCCUUACGUCUCCUGCCGUAUACUCACAUUCUUGGACUAUUUGGACUCCCUGGUACACCUUGCAACUCUUAUCUUCAAGGACUUCUCCCUCCAUCCCCAUGCCAUCCUAUGGUCUGACGAAGCGUGGUAUACGAUUUUUGCUCCUCGCCAUCGUAUUCAAAAUUUGGGGGCAUUACAAGGAGUACGAAACGAGCAAGGAUGUUAAAUAUCUUUGGUCAGCCAAUCAUGCACAUAGCUCAGGAUGGGGAAAUGUGAUGCAAGACUAUGUGAUGAAUGCGCUGCUUGCACAUACCACAGGACGCUCUUUUGUCUUUGAUGACUACAUCUGGAGGCCAGAUGGUACACUCUUUACGGAUUAUAAUGGGCAUUUAAUUCCCUCUCGGAUUCCCCUGACAGCACUAUUAGGCGGCAUCAUCGUGGGUGGUGAAAUGCCACCUGGUGACACCACUCCUCGCGCAGUGUCUAAGGAUUUCUUCAACAAAGUCUGCCCCAAUCCGACAGUCGUUCAUGUGACCGAAGUGAACGAUGAUCGUAUGCGAUUCGAUGAAAGCGUGCCAGCUUCGUAUAUAUUUGAGAAGUGGCUCGAAAAAAUUAACUCGAUUGAGGAUCCGUGUGUGGAAAUCGACCCGAAGAGUGAUGCAAUCUUUGAGUACUGGAUAUUUGGACACGAGAGAAUGUUGUCCAUAUGGAAGUACCUCAAGGAUUCCCCGGUAUCCACGCACUGGGGGUGGUCGCCUUUGAUACACGAUGCAUACAGACGAAAUCGCCACAUCUUUGUGCCGAAUGCGAAAUCUACUUUUUUCGAAGGGCUUUCUGGUUCGGCUGUCACGGAAAACUACACAGCCCCGAUACCUGGCCUCCUAGCGCUACACGUGCGAAGGGGUGACUUCCAGGACCCACUGCUCGUACAAGUGCGCGUCGAGUCGGAAGAGCCGCUGACGCAUGUCUACAUCAUGACCAAUGGCGCUGUCGCUUGGAUCAAGAGCAGCCGCGAUCUCGACAUUACAUGGGAACAGAAAUUUGUGGUGCAAGCGUUGGAUAUGUUGGUAGCUCAAAGAUCUGAAGUGUUUAUCGGGAAUGGGUGGUCGAGCUUGACCUCGAACGUUGUGAUGCUGCGUAUGGCGCAGAGUUUUCCUCCGGAUAGUAACAGAUUCUGGUAAUGACGCUCACGACCUGCUUCGUCUACGAUAGAGGCACGGACGGAUGGACGAUCUAUUAUGUUUAUUGUUUGGUGAAUACAGCCGUUGUGCGCCAAAGUAUAGUCGCUACAGUAAUACACUAUUUUCUUCGUGUCAGGGUAUACACCUGCUUAUGUUGCAGAUAUCAAACAUGAUUUAUCUGGCGAUACGAAA